Messenger RNA from Indicator indicator, 593 nucleotides. RefSeq names its product SYS1 golgi trafficking protein (gene SYS1). The record is from RefSeq and is a predicted model, not a curated record. The transcript has 3 exons. The coding region runs from base 1 to 471 and encodes 156 amino acids. Gene Ontology annotation, cellular component: trans-Golgi network; Golgi membrane. Gene Ontology annotation, biological process: Golgi to endosome transport; Golgi to plasma membrane protein transport; protein localization to Golgi apparatus. NCBI's taxonomy places the organism in Eukaryota, Metazoa, Chordata, Aves, Piciformes, Indicatoridae.
AUGGCGGCGCAGUUCCGCAGCUACGUGUGGGACCCGGCGCUGAUCGUGGCGCAGAUGGUGUUGUUGCAGGCCGGUUAUUACAGCUCGCUGGGGCUGUGGCUCGCUCUCCUAGGCACUCUGGGCAGAACCGGGCCCUCCCUUCACCAGGUCUUCAGCGACGAGAUUUUAGGUUUCUCCACCCCACCAGGGAGGCUUUCCAUGAUGGCUUUCAUCCUCAAUGCACUCACCUGUGCUCUGGGCUUGCUGUACUUCAUCCGCCGAGGGAAGCAGUGCCUGGAUUUCACGGUCACCGUUCACUUCUUCCACCUGCUGGGCUGCUGGAUUUACAACUCCCGCUUCCCCUCCACCCUGACCUGGUGGCUGGUGCACAUCGUCUGCACCGCGCUGAUGGCUGCCAUCGGCGAGUACCUCUGCAUGAGGAUAGAACUCAGAGAGAUCCCCCUCAGUUCUGCCCCCAAAUCCAACGUAUAGACUUGCUCUGGCACCCACGUGCUGCAUUGCCUCGUUGUUUCCAGCACAAGUGCAUCUAAUGCCUGAGAACCAUUACUGAAGAAGCACAGCAGGUCUGGUUAGACUUUUGGGUUUUUUUGUUU